Molecule: messenger RNA, 978 nt
Organism: Trichoderma asperellum CBS 433.97
Lineage: Eukaryota; Fungi; Ascomycota; Sordariomycetes; Hypocreales; Hypocreaceae
Source: RefSeq, a predicted model, not a curated record
AUGCCACCCCGUCUUCCGCACACUCUCGUCACUGCCCCUUGUCCCCUUGCGCAAUCAAUAUUACGGUGUUGCGUGACGAGGGAAUCUGCUGCUACCAGGACAUACAGGCCGAGUAUAGCUUGUGCUUCAGCGACGCUGCGCUGUUGCAAUGGCAGCAGCACGAGGGGGUUUCAUGCGACAAGACAUCUUGCUCGAGGUGCUUUCGAAGGAAAGAAUCAUUAUGAACGGUUAAAAGUCCCACUCGACGCUUCUUUGGGAGAGAUAAAAAAAGCCUUUUAUUCAUUAUCAAAGUCUCACCACCCCGACGCAAAUCGCUCCGACCCCGACGCCGCUCACAACUUCUCCCUCAUCUCCGAGUCCUACACCAUCCUCUCCGACGCUUCUCGCCGCGCCGCCUACGACCGCGAUGUCUUGCGCCUUCACCACCAACAUCCGCACCACCCCCACCAAGCCUCAUACCACAGCACGAAUCCCGCCGGCGGCCGUCCACCCUCCGGCCUAAGCCGCCGCAGAGGGACCUUCCGCGGCCCCCCUCCAAGCUUCUACCGCAGCGGCGGAUGGGGCGCGCACGCCGACAAACGCCGCCAGGCACACGAGGAGUCUACCGGCGGCGCUGGCUCUGGCUCAGCAUCGUCUUCGUCUGAGACGGACCGCGCCAACCCCUGGAACACGAGCGCUUUCCACCAGACGCAUCACUACGGCGGCAUGGGCCCUGGGUCCGACCCUUUCCACCACCGAGACGAGCACGUGCCGCACUUUGACAGGGCCGGCCACACGAGGACGCAUGAGAGACAGGAUCACCGCCGGUGGCAGCGCCAGAAGAGGGCCGUUGGGGAUGACGACAUUGAGUUUGAGCCGCAGACGAGCCUGGCGGGGCACUUUUUGAUCGUGGCGGGGAUAUUGGCGGCGACGUUUCUGGCGCCGGCGGUGUAUUUGCAGUUUAUGCGGCUGGGGAGGCAGAAGAAGGAGAGGGAGUAG